AUGAAGUAUUUUGUGGUCGGAUCAUUUGUGGCACUGUUGUGCACUACCGUAUUGUCAAACAAGUAUCCUUACACAGGUGAGGACAAACAGACUGUAGUGCAUUUAUUUGAAUGGAAAUGGACUGCCGUGGUUGAGGAGUGUUUCUUGGUCCCUUGGGUUAUGGAGCUGUUCAAGUAUCCCCGCCCAAUGAAUGAACAUAGAAUAAUAUUGGAACCAGACAGACCAUGGCAUGAACGAUACCAACCUGUGAGUUAUAUGAUAGAGAGUCGUAGCGGUAAUCGUGACGAGUUCGUUGACAUGGUGGAUAGAUGUAAUAAGGCUGGUGUACGCAUUUAUGCGGAUGUAGUUAUCAAUCACAUGACUGGAAAAAAUGCAGGACAUGGUUAUGGUAUUGGUGGCAACAAGUUUAAUGCAAGUAGUAAAAGUUACCCGGCAGUACCAUACAAAUAUGAACAUUUCAAUGGACAAGACACGUGUAAAUCUGAUGAUGGUUUGGUUCACAAUUAUACCAACCCUGAAGAAGUUCGCAACUGUAACUUAUUAGGUUUACUGGAUCUCAGAUUAGAUAUGGACCACGUUCGGGAGAUGGUUACCAAUUACAUGAAUGAUCUCAUUGACAUGAGUGUUGCUGGAUUCCGUAUAGAAUCAGCUAAGUAUAUGUGGCCGUCUGAUUUGGAGUAUGUUUAUAGCAAACUUCAAGACCUCAACACCACUUAUUUCCCAUCAAAUUCCCAGCCUUUUAUAUAUCAAGAGAUUGUUGAUUUGGGCGACAAUGAAGGAAUAUCUUACCGUGAAUACACCGAUUAUGGCUGUGUUACAGAGUUCAACUAUGGUGUAGAGCUCGUACGGUUUUUCGGGGGAGAAGAGCCACUGAGAUGGUUAGAAACAUUUGGAGUAAUAUGGGGAUUCUUGAAAAGUAUUGAUGCAUUGGUGUUCAUUGAUAACCAUGAAAGUCAGCGAAAUGCAUUCAAUAUGAGUGGUAGUUAUAGUAUUAUCACUCACAAAGAACCAAUUGACUACAGAAUGGCAAAUGCAUACAUGCUAGCAUGGGAUUAUGGUUUUACACGUUUGAUGAGCAGUUAUCAAUGGGAAUUUGGAUGGGAAGGGCCUCCACAUGAUGAGAAUCACAUCACUAAAGACGUACACGAUGAUGAAGGAAACUGUGUAAAUGGAUGGGUGUGUGAACACAGAUGGCGAUCAACCAAAAAUAUGGUAACCUUCAGGAAUGUUGUGAAGGGAGAAGAGAUGAGUGGGUUAGACGAAACUCGACAUAAUGGAUCUUAUGAAGACGCUAUAUUCAAUCCAUGUUCAAUACCGAUUGUCCAUUAUGUCAAAGGUACUAAUGCCAAAUACAAUUCGUGGAUGAUAAACGAUGACUACUUGGACUGGUAUGGCUCAGAGUCGAACCAAGGCGGGUAUAAGGGAAUAGAGGCGAGUGGAUCCCCCAUGGUAUGGACGACAACCAAUCCUAAUUAUCAUGCAACCGUGGAAGAGGAUGGAUAUGGUUAUGAGCCUUACAAUACCUAUACAGACCACUUAUGGAUGUUAGACGUAGAUAUGGAUUGCACUAACACUGAUGAUGAAUGGUUUGAACUCAAAGGGUAUGGCGGAGAUUGGGAAAGGAAUGUGAACCAGUGGGCAAUGCGUGAGGGUGAUGCUGGUGGACAAAGACCCUCAUAUAACAGUGGCAAUCACUUUGGAAGAUGUGGUUAUAUCAAUGUAUUCACACACAAUGAAGAUGGUUGCAGAAUCGACUAUUUCUAG
Saccoglossus kowalevskii is the source of this 1764-nucleotide messenger RNA. RefSeq names its product alpha-amylase-like. The record is from RefSeq and is a predicted model, not a curated record. Lineage: Eukaryota; Metazoa; Hemichordata; Enteropneusta; Harrimaniidae.